This is a messenger RNA of Adineta ricciae, 2073 nucleotides long. NCBI's taxonomy places the organism in Eukaryota, Metazoa, Rotifera, Eurotatoria, Adinetida, Adinetidae. The record is from the annotation of a GenBank genome assembly.
AUGACUGAUCGAAACGAAGAGAAAGAUAAUGAUCAAGAAGAUGAACUAUUAUCUUCUGCCUUAGAAAACACACCUCGAAAUGUUCAACUUCAAUCAUUUCUGAACCGUUAUGAAACUCGUCAACCGAAAUUAUUAUUCACUGAUCAUUUUCAACAACACGUGAAAAGACGUUGUUCGUCAAUGAGUUUUUUGUAUUGUUUAAAUGCAUUACUGGAUAUGAUACCUAUCGUUCGUUGUUUGAAAGAAUAUAACAUACGAAAAAACUUAUUUGGAGAUCUUAUUGCGGGUUUCACAGUGUCAAUCAUGCAUAUUCCACAAGGUAUGGCGUAUGGUGUUUUAGCAACUUUACCAUCUAUCCAUGGAUUAUAUGUUUCGUUUUUUCCUGUUAUUAUCUAUAUGAUCUUUGGAACAUGUCCACAUUUGUCAAUCGGAUCAUUUGCUGUUGUAUCAUUGAUGACCGCACAAGCGAUUGAAAAUGUAAUACAAUUACCAAUGAAUGGAAUGAGGAAUAAUCAAACAUCGUUUUCAUUUUCAACCGAAUCAGAUUUGUUAAUGACUGACGAACGAAUAAAUUUAGCCACUACAUUGGCACUUCUCGUUGGUGUUGUUCAAUUAUCAUUGUCUUUUCUUCGACUUGGCUUUUUAACAGUUUAUCUAACUGAACCGUUUAUCAGUGGUUUCACAACAGGCGCUGCUAUGCAUGUUUUCACCAGUCAAAUUCCAUUACUAUUUGGAAUCAGAACUCCGCGAGGAAUAGGCAAAAUACUGAAAUUACCACGAUUCUAUGUGAAAAUAUUUCAUUUGCUAUAUCAUGAAAUUAAUUGGAUGUCAACAGCAAUUGGUCUUGUUUCGAUUGUUGUUUUGUACGUCGCUAAAUCUCUCAAUGAUCGUUACAAAUCUACAAUUCGAAUUGUACUUCCAUCAGAAUUAAUUUUAAUGAUUAUGUGGACGAUCGUAUCAUAUUUUACUAAACUUCAUCAAAAAUAUAGUGUACCAGUGGUUGGAGAAAUUAAACGAGGUUUACCAACGCCAACCAUUCCAUCCUUCGAAAGUUUUAAUCAAUUGAUUAUCUCCGCUGUUGUCAUUGCUGCUGUUAGUUUGUCGAUUUCAAUAUCAUUGGCAAAGAUGUUUAGUCGAAAACAUAAUUAUAAAGUUAGUUCGAAUCAGGAGUUGUUCGCAUAUGGAAUGGCGAAUGUGAUUUCAUCGUUCUUUCAAUGUUAUCCAAGUGCGUGUCCAUUGGGUCGUUCCGUUGUUCAAGAAGGUAGUGGAGGCAAAACGAUGCUAACGGGUGGAUUUUCUUCGAUUAUUUUGGGUACCGUUAUUAUCGCAUUGGCUCCUCUUCUUCGAUCAGUACCUAUGACAUGUUUAUCAGCGAUUAUUAUUGUUAAUUUAAAAGGAUUUUUUCUUCAAAGCAGAGAUUUUCUCUUUUACUUUCGUAUCAAUUCAUUCGAAUGUAUUUUAUGGACAAUGACAUUCAUGACUGUUCUUCUAUUUGAUGUUGAUAUCGGUCUCUAUGUUGGCAUAUCAACAUCAUUCAUUAUCAAUACAGUAAGAACACAAAAACCUCGAUUCGUCACUCUUGGGCAAAUUGAAAAAACUGAAAUUUAUGAAGAUAUUCAUCGUUUUCCUUUAGCACACGAAUAUCCUCGAGUGAAAAUUCUUCGUUUUAACGAAUCACUCUAUGCCUGUAAUGCACCGUUUUUCAAACGCAAGCUCUACGAAUUUAUCGAUAUUCAAUUUACCCAAUCACCGUUGAUCUCAUAUGGUACUGAAAAGACAAAUAUCAACCUUUCAAUCUAUAAAUUUGUUGUUCUGGAAUGUUCACCGUUUAAUUAUAUCGAUACAGUUGGAGUGAAACUUCUGAUUGAAAUUUACAAAGAUUUGAAAAAGCGAGGAAUUCAAUUGUAUUUGAGCGAAUGUCGAUCUGAAGUUCGACAUACAUUAGAUGAAAUGCAAUUCUAUGACAAAACUGAUUCUGGUUCGAUUUACGUUACGACACAUGGUGCAGUUAUGGCUGCGAAAUAUCACUUGGAUAAUGAGACAACGAACAAUGAUCAAAGAAGUCAAGUUUAA